Enterobius vermicularis (human pinworm) is the source of this 741-nucleotide messenger RNA. Lineage: Eukaryota; Metazoa; Nematoda; Chromadorea; Rhabditida; Oxyuridae. The record is from the annotation of a GenBank genome assembly.
AUGAUUUCUGCUUUAAAAAAGAGGUUCAUAUCAGCGGAAUGUUCCCAAUCGUCGUCAACCAGUUCCCGUACUCCUGCUGGUGUAGUUGCAAUAGAUCAACAAUUACAAAAGAAAUAUGCAAAAGGAGUUCAGUAUAACAUGAAGAUUGUUAUUCGAGGCGACCGUAAUGUCGGAAAAACAUCAUUAUUACGUCGUUUACAGGGACUUAGUUUUGAAGAGGAUUACAGUCCUACUGAGGAGAUACAGGUAGCUACAAUUCAUUGGAAUUAUCGUACUACCGACGAUAUAGUUAAAGUCGAUGUCUGGGAUGUAGUAGAUCAGAGCAGCAGAAAACGAGUAAGACUUGAGGGGCUUAAAUUGUCAAAUAAGGAAGCUCAGUUUCAAGAUGUUGCUUGUGACGCUCGUUUUGUUGACGUUUAUAAAGGAACUCAUGGAGUAAUUCUUAUGUUCGACAUCACAAAAAGCUGGACUUGGGAUUAUGUAAUUAAAGAAUUACCGAAUGUUCCAAGUAACAUCCCUGUUCUGAUCAUGGGAAACCGACGUGAUAUGGGUCAUCACCGUCAGGUUACUGAAGAGACCUGCCGUUCCUUCGUUGAGUCUUAUGAACGGUUGGUGUUUGCUAAAAUCGCUGUUAAGCUUGUGCAACAAAAUUCCCUGCUUCUUUCAAUUUUAAUAAAUAAAUUUGAAAUUAUGAUUAAAUUAAAUCUUCCGUUAGAAAUUCAUUUUUUAUCGGUUCUGUAA